UGAGAUUUGAUCUGAAAAAUUUUUUCUGUUCCCCAAACUAUUUCAUGUUAUGAACAGAGUGUACCAUGUGCGAAAGUUUUUUUUAAAUCACGUUGUUUACAAGGAACGUCAAGGCGAGGAGGGGGAAGUAACGGAAAUAUGCAGAUAAAUGCUAGAACGCGCCAAUAGGAUCUUGCUAGUUCGUGAUAGGCUCUAACCACCUCUUUCCUUGUUCUGCCCACUAUGACUAAUUUGUUCCCAUUGGAAACAACAGGCUGUGUCUAUCUUGGUCUAGUUAUAACAAAUCUUUGCUAAAGUCAUUCCCAAAAAACAACAGCACUUCCGGAAACAAACCUACGGAUCUGGCAGUGGGACAAUCUACACUACGCUCCUCUCUGGAGAGAUGUCUUUAUUUGAACAAAACCUUUGCAUGUUCUCACGUUGACUGUAAAAAAGGUUGAAAAUAUAAUCCGGCUAUUUUUAUAAAAUGGUGUAAAAUAUUUACAGGAAAUCUACACACCACUCAGUGCGUCACACAAAGCACUGUGUGCCGUGUCCAUAGAAGAAGAAGCCAUGUUCUGAUCAAUCUUGUAAGUUAUAUUCGAAAUAAUAAUCGAUUGUACAUGUAUAUGAGUGUUGGUUGAAGAUGUCUGCCACCCACAUGUCGAACGAAGGGUUUCAAAUUCAGUUCGCCUCUGUUAUGGAGAGUGUAUUGAAUACUGCAGUCACCGAGACAAUUAAACUUUUCGAAACAACUAUUGAGGAACUGAGAGCCGAAAUAUCCAGAAUAAAAAAGGAGAACAAGGACCUCAAAUCGAGGCGUCGAUCCCAUGAAAUAACGAAGAGAUGGACCGGUGAAAGUGAACGCCAAAACCACCGAGCCCAGACCGAGUCAAAGUGCAACACGUAUCGGAAAAUGUGACAUCGGCGUUCAAUGCGGUGAGUUCUGACAAAGCAGGCUUUACCUCGGGCUGGGGAGCAGCACCUGCGGGAGGAGGACCAGGGGACUGAGCUGCACUGUGGAGCGUAUGACGAGGAGGGCAACCCACAGAUGGCCUUUGUUCUGAUCAAACAGGAGGUGGACUGGGAGGCAGACUAUUCUGAUGACUACUCCCCUGGGUACAUACUGCUGAAGAAGGAGGGGGGCAGGCCCCCGACUCUGGUCCGCAGACAACCUCUCAGAGAGUUACCAGGCAGAGCCCUGGUUCCUCCUGGAGCCGUCAGGGCCCUGAUCAACCGUUACACCCAGGAAAGGCCUCCCACCACCCAGUCUACCUCAGGAGCCGCAGCGGCCGUCUUCCAGGGAGAUCCAGACACCCAGGAGGCCCCCCAGGCUCUCAGCCCAUCCCAGCCCAGGACCAGAGAGGUUACCAGUGGUAGUGCAGGCCAGUCCCCUGGAGCAGAACAGCAGUCACUGGUAAGACCAGCAGCAGAGUCUCCAUCAACAUUACACCAGACAGCAUCUCCUCAAUCAGCAGCCACUAUCCAGUCUACAUCACCUGUCCUGUCUGCUGUAUUGGUCCAGUCCACGGUAACUACUCUGUCAAAAGAAACUGUCCAGUCGACCCUAACGGUGAAGUCGACAGCAGCAGCGUCAGAGCGCCUGCCACCUGUCCUCUACGGGUUACCCAGAACCCCUCUUCAGGAUACACAGCCCAGCCCCGUACCCCCUCGUCCACCCCAAUCAUCCCCAUCGCAGUCCUUCACAGACGUUCUACCUGUAGCUCGUCCAAUAGCAGUGCCCUCAACACAAUCAGCUAGGCCUACAGGACCACCGGCCGCACCACCAACACAACCGCAACCGCCUACAGUUUUGGAGCAGUUGGGUGUUGCAACAUCACUAACACCAUCGGUCCAGUCCGCUCCUUCUCCAACUGUGUUGACAGAACCUGCCGGCCCCCCUGAAAAGCAGGCGCCGUUGGUCACUGAUCAUGUGCAACUCUCCCCCACUGUGCCACGACUGAAGUCACCUGCUGUCCCAGAGAGGAUGUCUGAUGAAGCUCCUCCUCAGCUGUCAGACCCUGCUGUAACUACACCCUCUUGCCCCUUUCAAAUGUCUAAGACACAGUUUUUAGCUCAGUUGUCAGUAGUACCCCAAGUACGCGCCCUGCCGUGGUUGGAGGAAGAGGAGGAGGAAAAAGGGGGGGAGGAAGAUGAAGGGCAGGAAGAUGAGGGAGGGCUUUCUUCCCUCCCUGCCACGUCUACGGAAGCUGUGACAACCAGGUCUGUCGCUACGGAGACGACCCCCGCCAGCGAGAAAAAGGAGAUUGUUGUCCAGGUAGGUGGUGGCAGAAAGUCAAGUCAACGUGAAGCGCUCCUCUCUGGUCUCCGCCUCCGCUUAAGGCCCUGCCCCCAGAACAAUACUCCAUCUCCAGUGGUUGCUAAGAAACCCAGAGAAGAGGGAACCGCCCCCCGGUACCAUACCAGCUCCAACAGGCUCCGCCGAAAAGUCUCGCCAAAAACCAGUGUGCAGACUGCGGUCGUGUCCUGAGCAGCGCCGCUUCUUUAGAGAGUCACGCCUCCCUCCACAUGGGGAAGCGCCCGUUCGUCUGCUCAGCCUGCGGCAAGGACUUCCCCAACCUCAAGGGCCUCAACCGCCAUGACCGCGUCCAUGGCGACCAGUGUCCGCAGUGCAGCAAGACCUUUGUCUACCGCUUCGGCCUGACUAAGCACGAGCAGAUGGUCCACAGCGGCGUGCGCCCGUUCAUCUGCCCGAUCUCUGGCAAACGCUUCGCCAUUCGGCGCGACAUGGAGACGCAUCUCUGUGUUCACACUGGAGAGAAACCAUUUGCCUGCUCCCUCUGUGUGAAGCGGUUCAAGAGGCGUGUGGAGCUGAAUGUUCACCUGAGGUGGCACAACGGGGAGAAGAGACACUGGUGCUCGUACUGCGGGAAGGGCUUUCUGGAUUACAAUAAUCUGAAGAGGCACAAACUGGUCCACACUGGGGAGAAACCUCACACCUGCUCUGAGUGUGGCAAGCACUUCAAACAGACUGGCCAUCUGAAGAAACACCUGAAGACAAUACACAAAGACAGAUAGAGAGGACAGGGGACGAGCCUUUAAUGGCACCCUAUUCCCUAUAUAGUGCACUAUGCAGGCUCUGGUCAAAAGUAGUGCACUAUAUACGAAUAGGGUGUAUAGAAGGGAAUAAUAGACAUUCUCCAUUUGUCAGUUCAAAACACAGCCAUAUAGGUUUUAAUGGGAUAUUGUGUGUAGUUUGGUGAGAAAAAAAAUACAUUUAAUCCUUUUUUAAUUCAAUCUUGAAUUCUCACAGUGAUUAAUGACGCAGGGAUCUCAAUCUAUUCUCACAGUGGCCGGGAAGGACUUGUUAUUUUAUGUUUUUCUGUACUGAUUGAUUACAAGAGUCAACGCUUUGGUUGCGUAAACAUUUGGGGCUACUUUUGUUGUUUAAAGGUUCAUGCUGCGAGAGAAUGACGUACCUAAGUGAUAGCGUAGUGUAAAAAAAGAACGACGUAGCUAAGUGAUGACGUAGUGUAAAAAAAGAACGACGUACCUAAGUGAUAGCGAAGUGUAAAAAAAGAACGACGUACCUAAGUGAUGACGUAGUGUAAAAAAAGAACGACGUACCUAAGUGAUAGCGAAGUGUAAAAAAAAAUGACGUACCUAAGUGAUAGCGAAGUGUAAAAAAAGAACGACGUACCUAAGUGAUGACGUAGUGUAAAAAAAGAACGACGUACCUAAGUGAUAGCGAAGUGUAAAAAAAGAACGACGUACCUAAGUGAUAGCGAAGUGUAAAAAAAUUAUGACGUACCUAAGUGAUAGCGAAGUGUAAAAAAAGAACGACGUACCUAAGUGAUAGCGAAGUGUAAAAAAAGAACGACGUACCUAAGUGAUAGCGAAGUGUAAAAAAAUAAUGACGUACCUAAGUGAUGACGUAGUGUAAAAAAAGAACAACGUACCUAAGUGAUAGCGAAGUG
Molecule: messenger RNA, 3917 nt
Organism: Oncorhynchus mykiss (rainbow trout)
Lineage: Eukaryota; Metazoa; Chordata; Actinopteri; Salmoniformes; Salmonidae
Source: RefSeq, a predicted model, not a curated record